Molecule: messenger RNA, 1073 nt
Organism: Gossypium raimondii (Peruvian cotton)
Lineage: Eukaryota; Viridiplantae; Streptophyta; Magnoliopsida; Malvales; Malvaceae
Product: probable glycosyltransferase At5g03795
Exons: 4
Coding region: 171-971 (266 amino acids)
Molecular function (GO): glycosyltransferase activity
Source: RefSeq, a predicted model, not a curated record
UAUCAUAAACAGCUGAUUUUCUCAGAAAAAAAAAAUCCCAACACAAAGAUCAAGUUCCUAGAAAGAAACUGGCAAUCACCAUAAGUUAAAAAAACCCAUUAAAGCUUCAGCUAUGGUGAUAAGGUUCAAAACUUGUUGCUCUUCCUAAAACAUCAUCACCAUCAUCAUCCAUGAAAGUAGUAUUAUUAUCAGUGGCGAUACCAUUGAUUUUGCUUACAAGCUUUCUAUCUUUUUCAUUAGUUUCAAAAAGGUCCUUUGGGGGUUUCAGUUACACUAACCCUUACUCAAAAAUCAUAAAAGAAGGUUUUUCAAAUGAGACCCCCAUUAAAAACAACUCUGUUUCUUCUUCUUCUUCUUCUUCAUCAAGUGUUGCUCAACAGCAACAGCUCCUACAUGUUCAAUACACUUUAAAUGAUGAUCGGCCAUUGAAGCAUAGAAGAAGAAAGUGGUAUUGGAGUGAUUUGGAUAGGUUGGAAAGAGGUCUACAAAGAGCAAGAGCUGCCAUUAAAGAAGCUAUGAAUGGGAGUAGAUUAAAAGACCCUGAUUAUAGCCCAGAUGGUCCUAUUUAUUGGAAUGCUAAAGUCUUUCACAGGAGCUACCUGGAAAUGGAGAUACAGUUUAAGAUAUUCGUGUACAAAGAAGGGGAGGUUCCAUUAUUUCACGACGGCCCAUGCAGGAUGAUAUACACCAUAGAAGGACAAUUCAUCAAUAAGAUGGAAAUCAAUACAAAAUUUCGCACCCACAAUCCCCACCAUGCCCAUGCCUUCUUCUUACCUUACAGUGUCACAAGAAUGCGUCAUUUCCUUCAUGAUUUGCGCUCCUUUGGGAGGAUCGUCGCCGACUACGUCAACAUUAUCACCGCUAAACACCCACACUGGAACCGGAGCCUUGGCGCCGAUCACUUCAUCCUUGCUUGCCAUGAUUGGUUGUGUUUCAGGGGCCUUAUAGUAGCUUCUAUGUUCCGGAGCUAGUGAGAAACUCAAUUCGUGCUUUAUGCAACGCAAACACCUCCGAAAGGUUCGAUCCGAUGAAAGAUGUAUCGAUCCCAGAAAUCAAUAUCAAAGGCAAUAAAC